CUUCUUCUUCUGUGUGUGUUUUCCUUGUUGGGUUUCUUCUUUUUGCAGGCAAGGGGUUUGCUGAAAUGCCUGACUCUGAUGAUGAGGUUCCAGUAGAGAUGGAAAAGGAGGAGCUUUUGGGGAUUUUUGAGGUUAUGGGUGCCCUUCUUGAGAACUCUGAUUGGGCUUUAGAGCACCCACAGCCAUGUACUGAGACUCAAUGGCCUGGUAUUCAGUGUGAGAUUGGGGAUGAAGAACCUCCAAUGUUUCAUGUCACAAAGAUACACAUUGGCCCUGAUAUUCUCACACCUCCUUGCAAAUCCUCUGCUUCUCUACCAGAGUCCCUUCUCAAACUGCCUUACUUGAAAACCCUCUCAUUAUUUAGUUGCUUUUCAACAUCACAAGUCACUCUUCCUCCAAAGCUAUUAGGUGCAUUGUCUUCCUUGGAACACCUAGCCCUUGUGUCCAAUCCAACUCUUUCUGGUGAAAUUCCCUCAAGUUUAUCUCAAAUUUCCGGCUUAAGGGUUCUGAGUUUGUCACAAAACAAUUUACAAGGAAAAGUCCCUAGCAAGAUUGGUACUUUGGUCAGCCUAGAGCAACUUGACUUGAGUUACAACAACUUGAGUCGUCAAUUACCAGAAGAAGUUGGAGGGUUGGAGAGUUUGACUAUUUUGGAUUUAAGCCGGAAUGCUCUUGAAGGUCAGGUGCCCUCCUCUGUUGGUCAGCUUAAACUCCUUCAAAAGAUUGAUUUAAGCUCAAACAGGCUUAAAGGUAUGUUGCCUCCAGAUAUAGGGAAACUUAACAGGUUGGUCUUGCUUGAUCUAAGUCACAACUUGAUAAAUGGGCCAAUACCUGAGGCACUUUCAGGUUUGCAGCAGUUAGAGUACAUGGUAGCUGAUAGCAACCCAAUCAAUACAGAAGUUCCUAAUUUUGUUGGGAAGCUCCUGAACCUCAAAACACUGAGCUUUUCUGAAUGUGGGUUGAUAGGGUCAGUACCCAACUUCCUCUCUUCCUUGAAGAAUCUGACUGAUCUUUCUCUAAACAACAAUAGCCUCACCGGGACUGUUCCUCCAAACUUGGAGACUCUUCCAAAUCUGGAUUUGCUGAAUUUGAGUAACAAUCAGCUAAGUGGUGAGCUGACACUUCCCGAAGAGUUCAUAGAGAGGCUAGGGAAGAGGUUGGUGCUAAGAGGGAACAAUGGACUAUGUACAAGCAAUCUACUUCACAAGAAGGAGAACAUGUCUGGCUAUGUGAUAGCCCCUCUGUGUAUAAAUGCAAGAGGGUCUGGAGAUCAAAACGCAACUGAGUCUGAAAGAGUGAAGCCAUUGGAUCAAAACCCUGUUCAGAAAAGUUCAUCUGCAGUUUCUUCAUGGUCAAAUGUGAAGCUGAAUUCAUUUGGUUUUAUUAUUUGUUUCUUGAGUUUGUUACUGUGUUCUACACUUUUAUUAGUUUUCUAA
Argentina anserina (silverweed cinquefoil) is the source of this 1436-nucleotide messenger RNA. RefSeq names its product receptor like protein 29-like. Bases 66 to 1436 code for a protein of 456 amino acids. NCBI's taxonomy places the organism in Eukaryota, Viridiplantae, Streptophyta, Magnoliopsida, Rosales, Rosaceae. Gene Ontology annotation, molecular function: protein binding. The record is from RefSeq and is a predicted model, not a curated record. The transcript has a single exon.